Leucoraja erinaceus (little skate) is the source of this 1865-nucleotide messenger RNA. Its product is annotated as zinc-binding protein A33-like. NCBI's taxonomy places the organism in Eukaryota, Metazoa, Chordata, Chondrichthyes, Rajiformes, Rajidae. The transcript has 6 exons. The record is from RefSeq and is a predicted model, not a curated record. The coding region runs from base 254 to 1666 and encodes 470 amino acids. Gene Ontology annotation, biological process: protein ubiquitination. Gene Ontology annotation, molecular function: ubiquitin-protein transferase activity; protein binding; zinc ion binding.
UGUCUGGUCCUCGAUUCCCACACUCUGGGCAAGAGACUGCAUCCAGCAAAAUUCUCCGCUUUCGUCUAUAUUCAGGCCGGUUUAAUGUCUAACUGACUCCUCCCUCGUGUGUGAUUAGGUGGGAGUGGCCAGGACACUGAACACUGAACACUUGCAGCCCAAUAACAUUAAUUCCCCCGGGACGGCAGCGAGCGCAGUGGAAAACAUUUUGAACCGGGAAGUGGAGGACUUAACAGAGAGGGGCGGACUUAACAUGGCUGCGAAAGACAGGUUAGAAAGUUGGACCGAGGAGGUAGUUUGUCCCAUCUGCCUGGAUUUCUUCACCGAUCCGGUGUCACUGGAGUGUGGGCACAACUUCUGCCGCUCCUGUAUCACACAGAGUUGGGACAGGGAGGGGAAAAACUCCUGCCCGGAAUGUAGAGAGGUGUUUACAGACCGCACCCUCAAGGUGAAUCGGGCCUUGGUUAGACUGUCUGAGAAAGCUCGAGCACUGAGCCUGAAUCAGACAGAGAAGGAAAGAAAACUUCAGUGCGAGGAACAUCAGGAAGAACUGAAGCUGUUUUGUGAAACGGACAAGAAGCUGAUCUGUGUGAUUUGUGCAGCUGGGCGGGAACACAAGUCUCACAGCUUCAUGCCGGUUAAAGAAGCUGUUGAAAUCUACAAGGAUCAGGUGAAAUCUUCCAUCCAGUCUCUCAUAAAAAAGAAAUCAGGGAUUCAGCGAAUGGAGCAGCAACAGAAACAGUUGAUUUCUGGCGUUCUGAAAGAGUCACACAACCUUCAGUCCAAGAUCACAUCCCAGUUUGCUGAACUGCACCAGGUUCUCACUGAGAAAAAGCAGCGCACACUGGCAGAUAUCCGGGUGGAAGAGAAAAAGAUUCUAAAUACAAUGGAGAAAAAUCUUAGAAAGAUUCAAGACAAUUUACGAUCCAUUCAGGAGAAACUCUUAAAGUUGCAGCAACAGCUGGAUCAAAAAGACAGUCUGGUGUUUCUGAAGGAGGAAGCUGGUGGGAAGAGGAGGGUUAGUGAUGAAGAUAAAACACUCUCAGUGACAGACGCUGCCUUGCCGAUUGAAAAAUUCGAUCAGCACUUUUUGAUGAACGUGCUGUGGAGAGAAACGUCUGCCAUUAAGCGAGUCUCUGUCACCCUGGAUGUGGAAACAGCGCAUCCGCGGCUCGAGGUGCCUGCAGAUCGGAAGAGGAUGAGACUGACCAGGACCGAGAGGAGUCUCCCUAAGACCGGGAAGAGGUUUACAGGCUGGCAGUGUGUGCUGGGAUUGGAGGGAUUCACAUCGGGGAGACAUUACUGGGAGGUGGAGGUGGCGGAGAGUCGGGGCUGGAGUCUGGGAGUCGCCGCAGAGUCUGUGGAGAGGAAGAGACGGGUCACACUGACCCCGGAGACUGGAGUCUGGAUCAUCGAGCGGUGUGGUGACGGGUUUGAUGCAUUCACCUCCCCUCCAUCCCCUCUCCCCGCCCGUCCCAUCCCCAGGAGGGUGGGAGUUUAUCUCAGUUACGAGUCUGGGACAGUUUCAUUUUACGACGCGGACACCAAGUCCCAUCUCCACACCUUCACUGGGAAUAAAUUCACGGAGAAACUUUAUCCUCUCUUCGCGACUUGGCAUAAACACCACUGGCUGAGAAUCUGCUCCGGUUCCGCUCCGGGUGUGUAAAAAGGUCGGGUCCCGGGACCGGCGUCAGGAGCGGGGCUCAGGGGCUGUGGAGCAGAAACCCGGUGGACAACAGGUCGGCGCUGAAUGAAUGGCUCCCAUUUAUUCCCCAAAUUCCGCGUCGUGAAACAAACCCCAUUGAGCGCGGAAAUAAAACCAGGGGGAAUGUAAAUGUGGGCAGAGUGAAAUAAACAGUGAACUG